Messenger RNA from Papilio xuthus (Asian swallowtail), 1002 nucleotides. RefSeq lists its product as uncharacterized. The coding region runs from base 66 to 476 and encodes 136 amino acids. The transcript is spliced from 3 exons. Lineage: Eukaryota; Metazoa; Arthropoda; Insecta; Lepidoptera; Papilionidae. The record is from RefSeq and is a predicted model, not a curated record.
UAUAUUGAGUAUUAAGAUUAUCAUUGUUUUAAGCAUUUUUAAGGGUACAAUUUUCCAUUGCAAAAAUGGAAUUCUUUGGAAAUACAAUGUGUGGACCACAAAACUAUAUGAAGGAUAUAUUGAAAGAGGAUUACCACGAACCUAUGACGGAAAUUGAAGUUAAGGAGUUAUUUAAAAAACUUUCAAAGACAUAUAGCGACAAAGAUAAUCGCCGAGGAUUAAAUGGUUUUGCAUACGGUUCAUUUGAACGAUUUUUGGAUAUGAAAAAAAAAGGUGUAUUGAAACCUAUAGGUCCAUGUGAUAUGUAUAGAUUACCUCCGACAUCCUGCUAUGAGUUUGGAUGGUGGCUUACUGAUACAUCACUAACUGGAGAAAAUUGGUAUCAAGUACAACAAAGAUAUCCACAGCCUGCUUCACCGUAUUCGUUAGUCCUAGAUAAAGAGCGUAAAACCAAUAAAUAUGCAACAUUAUUUUAGUAACUUGAAAGUUUUCAUAAUGGUAGUUAUGAAGAAAACAAUCUGCAUGGUAAAAGUAAAUAUGUUUGUUAUUUUAUGUUUUAACAUUGUAUAAGUUUUGAAUGAAUAAGAUUCGUUUUAGUUGUAAACAUUUGAUUUAUUUCUUGAGUACUUUGUAUGUAGUUCAGUGUGGUAAAGUAGUUAUAACGAUGCUUGUAAAAUAUUCCUUCCAAAUAAUAGGGAUCUGGUUAUUCUCCAGUCUAUCACCAACCAAAAACAUUUUGUACUUUUCGUCGACGUCUAUUAUGCAUAGGCACCCAUGAAUAAGCGUUAUCGCACUGAAUAGGGAUACUGCAACUAGGUUUUUAAAAAUGAGGCAUAACAAAACGAAAAACAAUAACGCCGUCAACAUUGUGGCAACUGGCUUUGAACAUAGUGAUUUUGACUUUUUGUAUCGCCUAUUUCUUGUAUCGCCAACAAAUAGUAUGUUGUAAAAAUUAGGAACUUAUCGAGAAAUGAAUUUCCAUGAAGAAUGGAAUCAUGAAAU